AUGGCGGCUAAAGUUGCUCAAACUGUGGCAAAACCCAUGUUGACGCCGCAUAAGUGCAAACGUGUACGCGAUGAUUACUUAACUCUGCCUAUUCAUAACAUUUCUCUGGCUCACACUUUUACAAUGGAAAAUAACGGUCACAGUGAAACGGCGCCAUCGAUACGAACCCAUGUCUGCACAUUUCACUGGGGUUCGCCGACAAGUAAAGGUUCAGAGCAUAUGAUCGAUGGUCACCGCUUUGAUGUCGAAAUGCAUAUUGUACAUAAAAACAGGAAAUAUAGGACUAUGGAAAAAGCUUCCAAGCUACACGACGGUUUGUUGGUUGUGGGAGUUUUGUUUAAAAAGGUCAAGGAUGCAAAUAUUCGGUUUAAAUUGCUCGAUAAUAUUUUCAAUUCAUUGCCGAGCGUGAAAACUUAUAAGGACUCCGUCCAUGUAAAAUAUCCGUUGAAAAUUGCGGGUUUACUUGGCAACGUGGAUACUAAUGUCUUCUUUUCCUAUCGUGGUUCUCUAACCACGCCGCCAUGUUAUCAAUCAGUACGUUGGUAUGUAUUUCGCGACGCGGUACCAAUUACUGAGAAACAAUUAAAUAAUUUUUUUGAAAUUAUGGAUGUGCAUGGCGAACCGUUGCUGAAUAAUUUUCGUUUGCCUCAGAGUAAAGGCGGACGAACUGUACGUUAUCACUCAAGGAAGUCGACAAAGCAGUAA
Messenger RNA from Glossina fuscipes, 705 nucleotides. Its product is annotated as carbonic anhydrase 15-like. Bases 1 to 705 code for a protein of 234 amino acids. Gene Ontology annotation, cellular component: cytoplasm. Gene Ontology annotation, molecular function: zinc ion binding; carbonate dehydratase activity. NCBI's taxonomy places the organism in Eukaryota, Metazoa, Arthropoda, Insecta, Diptera, Glossinidae. The record is from RefSeq and is a predicted model, not a curated record. The transcript has 4 exons.